Molecule: messenger RNA, 1559 nt
Organism: Maylandia zebra (zebra mbuna)
Lineage: Eukaryota; Metazoa; Chordata; Actinopteri; Cichliformes; Cichlidae
Source: RefSeq, a predicted model, not a curated record
GUAUUAGUCACUGAGAUGGGCUGUCUCUAAAUAGUUGUUCACCUCAUAACAAACGCUUUAUCAGACAAACAUACGAAAAGAUCCUUUAGGAAUCCAAUGUUAGAGUCAGCUGUUACUAGGCUCAUCGCGGCGCCACACGUCUGUUGACUGCACCGUGCGUGUCCCGCAGCAGGAUCGACGAUGGCCUUAUUCACCUACCUGGCCGGUCUCCCGCACAGACUGAUGGCCUCAAAUACUUUAACAAAACAGGAGAAGUGUUACAACCCUCUCGACCUGACAUUUAAAUUUGUCGAUAGAGAGGAUGAUUUGGACUUUUUGUGUGAAGGCUUCAAAUCUCUCAGAGCUCAGAUGUCCUGUGGUCACGCUGUGACCCCGACCUCUCUCACCAACUGGUGUCGCAGGUUGUUGGAGCAGGGUGACAGCAGGUUUGUGUGUGGUGCGUUUGGUUGCAGUGCUGAGUGGACUUUGGCAGAGGUUUGUAAAAUGGCUCUUCUGGACCCUCAAGAAACCGAGUACUUCAGAAAAACCCUGGAAUUCAACGCUGCCAGGCAGAUGCUUAUCACCCGAUUUUGUCCUGGAUGCGGAUCCGCUGUGACGAGAGAGAAUGGAUCAGAUUUGAAUGUCCUCUGUAAAGUGUGCACAUCAGUAAAAGGACAGACCUUUGAAUUCUGCUGGCAGUGUUUGAAGGAGUGGAAAGGUGCACGGCCUCGGAAAGACCGCUGUGGAAAUCGUGGCUGCUGCAACCAGUCACUAAAGACGCUAAAAGAAUGCCCAGAUAUCAUCUUUGAUUCAGUGAAGGGUGUCCAUGGGUGUCCCUCUGUCCGUGCCUGUCCCACCUGUGGGUUGCUGUUGGAGCACAGCAAGAGGAAUUGUAAAUCUCUUGUUUGUCCUCGUUGCAAGGUGAAGUUCUGCUUUGUGUGCCUGAAGAUCUUCACCGAAUGCACCACAACAAGUGGCAUUUCUGCACCUUGCUCUAGUGGUGUAGCUCCCAGACAGACAUCUAUACCUGUAUGGCAGAAGAAAUAAUAGUAACAACACAAGGCCAUCAAACUUCACUUUGUCUUGGUGUGAAAGUGCCUUGGAGUUGAUGCACUUUAAACUAUAUCAUAAUUAUAUUAAAAAAAUAACUUUUUGCUCCCACAUUUACCUAGCAACUGCCAGAAACCAGUCAACAGUUCCCAGAAUUUCACUCUGACUGGAGAUUGCCAGGUCACUGAACUUAUACUAGGUCUGCAUGGUUAAGCUACUUCCAGUAUCCACUUGUCAACCAGUCAGGAAAUAAACAUGUUUCAUAGAAACCUGUGGUUGGCAUUUAUCUGUAAUAAUAUAUCAUGUAAUAUAAUGCUAAAGAAAUGUUGUAGUUUGUUGAUGAGAAAUUUCCUACCAGAUGUGAACUUUACAAUUGUAUUAUGCCUGAUUUGUAAAAUCUCAAAAAUACAUUUUAAAUGUGAAGUUAAUCCCACGUUCUUUCUUUUUGCAAAACCUUGUUGGGUUAAAACAAAAGUUAAGAUGUAAAACAUGCAGCUCAUUUAAAUAAAUUGUCAAAAUGUUGUCAUUUA